This is a messenger RNA of Rhineura floridana, 739 nucleotides long. Its product is annotated as lysozyme C-3-like. The transcript has 4 exons. Bases 34 to 477 code for a protein of 147 amino acids. Gene Ontology annotation, molecular function: lysozyme activity. NCBI's taxonomy places the organism in Eukaryota, Metazoa, Chordata, Lepidosauria, Squamata, Rhineuridae. The record is from RefSeq and is a predicted model, not a curated record.
AAUCCCAGCAUCACUCUCCAGGAAGUCAUAGUGAUGAAGGUUCUAGGCCUCACCCUCUUCUGCCUCCUCAUUGUAGUGAAUGCAGCCAGAAUUAUGAAGAGAUGUGAACUGGCUCGGAUUUGUAAGCAGCGAGGGCUGGACAGAUACCGUGGCUACAGCCUGGGCAACUGGAUCUGUAUGGCAUUUCAUGAAAGCAGAUACAACACCAGAGCUGUGGGGCGACCCAACAAGGAUGGCAGCCGUGACUAUGGGAUUUUUCAGAUAAACAGCCGCUGGUGGUGUGACAAUGGAAGGCGCCCAACAGCCAAUGGCUGCAAAUCCUCCUGCUUUGCUUUCCUACGUGAUGACAUCACAAAUUCCAUUGAGUGUGCUAAGAGAAUUGUCCGUGACCCCCAAGGGAUGAAUGCCUGGGUUGCUUGGCGGAAGCAUUGCAAAGGAAGAGACCUCUCGCGGUGGACUCGUGGCUGUGGAGUCUGAGUUCCAUGAUUCUGAAUGAGACCCAGCCUUUCUCUUGAUUUCCCCUUUGAUGAACCAGAUUCCUCUCCCUCUACAUUCAAAACUGAGCUGCUUCUUUUUAUGCAAGCCUUUGUGCCCCAGAAGGUAGAAUGAAUGAGGGUGGAAAUGUAUGCGGGGCUGGGCUGUGAUUUGCUUGAGGUUGUGGGCUUCUCUGCUUGAAAAUCUUCAAUAAACUGAGCAUAAUAAAAACUCUUUUCCUAUUUGAUGGGUGAAUGGGGGAGAA